AUGGAGGACACCGAAUCGACGUCUUUGACGAGCACAAAGAAGAGCACAUUGAGCGCGAAUUGGGCCAGAAGCACAUCUUACAGUCACAUUCAUUCAUCAGAAAAUGAAACCGAUAGCCCGCUAAAGGAAAGACCGAAAGGGGUGAAAUGGAGAUGUUGUUCGUUGACGAGUCUACAAAUUCCACUCACAAUCACUUGUCUCAUUUUGAUCGCAAUUGGGGUCUUCAAUGUGUCCAGACCCACAGAAAUUCUGAAACGAUAUCAGAAAGACGGUGAUCAACCAUUGAUUAUCAUCAUCACUCCAACCUAUAAAAGAAUCACGAGAAUGGCUGAUAUGUUGAGAUGUGCUCAAACAUUGAUGCUUGUCGAUAAUGUUUUCUGGGUUGUGGUCGAAGAUGGGUUACGAUUAUCGACACAGAUUCAAUCGCUUUUGGUCAAUUCAAAUAUCCCUCAUCAUUAUAUGUUUGCAAAAACUGAAGAUGGAUGGCCAAAAAAAGGUUGGUGGCAACGAAAUGUAGCUUUGGAUUGGGUGGUGGAACGUUUUUCGAUUUAUGAAAAACAUGCUGUCAUUUAUUUUAUGGAUGAUGAUAAUGCAUACGAUCAUCGCCUCUUCGACAAGUACAUCAGGAAAGUGAAAAAUAUCGGCAUCUGGGCUGUGGGUCUUGUCGGUGACUCACUCGUCGAGGCUCCUCAUGUUGAGAAUGGAGUGAUCACGAAAUGGAAUGCUUUUUAUUAUCCGACAAGGGAAUAUGCUGUCGAUAUGGCCGGUUUUGCGAUCGGAUUGCCGUUGAUAUUGAGGACGAGAGCUCGCAUCCUCCGACAAUGCCCUGCAAAAGUCCCAGAAACAUGUCUCAUUCGACAGCUUGGAAUUCCGAAAGAAGAAGCUGAGGCAUUUGGAUGGAUGAAUGGACAAAAAGAGAUACUUGUAUGGCAUGUGAAAACCAUUGAAAGGGUUCCACGCGGCAUCAACCCUUUUGGGUAUGAUGUGGAGACAUUGAAUGCGAAAGAAUGGCAAGAACAUAGGAAUUACAGUCGACGACCGGUUAAGGUACUUCCAACGAAAGUAAACCCAAUAAAGUCAAAUGUGACAAAAACGAUAAAACCAAAACCGACAAAUCCCUCAACGACAACAAUUCAAAAAGUGAUCCCAGUGAAUGAUGUGAGGAAUUACACGGCUUUGAUUGAUGAAGUUGAAGAAAUGGAAAAGAGCAAGAAUUCCACA
Mesorhabditis belari is the source of this 1221-nucleotide messenger RNA. The record is from the annotation of a GenBank genome assembly. NCBI's taxonomy places the organism in Eukaryota, Metazoa, Nematoda, Chromadorea, Rhabditida, Rhabditidae.